AUGAGAUAUGACACUGCUUGGAGAGAAGGAAGAAGGGUGGUUGAGUUAGGGGUGUUAGCAGAUGGGCUCUCUGGUUGUGAAGUUUGUGGCAUUCCUCUCCAUCUUUCUCAUACCAUGGGAAUUCUAACUUGUGGAUUAGGUUCAUUCCUGAAAGUCCAAUGUCAAAACACAACAUGUCAGCAUGUAAAUAAAAUAGCAACUGGAAAACGCCAUGGAAAGAUAUGGGAUGCAAAUACCAAGCUUGCCACAGGAAUGGUGCAUACAGGCAUGGGGCCUUCUCAGGUGAAUGCACUUUUAGCAUCAUUAAAUAUCCCCCCAAUCAGUUCUAGGACACUGCAAAACAGACAAAAUGAAACAGGAACAGUUAUGGAGAAAAUUGCAGUAGAAACUACCAGAAGCAGCCUUCAUGAAGAAAUUCAGGCAACUGUAGAGUAUGAAGGUACAGACGAGCUAACAGUCAGUGUUGAUGCAGGUUGGCAGAAACGAGGCAGUGGGCGAUCCUUUGACAGCCUCUCUGGUCAUUGCUCAAUGAUUGGAUCUCAGACAGGUAAAAUCAUUGAUUAUGAUAUACGAACAAAAUGCUGCAAAAUUUGUGAGAGUGCUACAAGAAGUGGAAAAGACCCCAAAGAUCACGACUGCCGAAAAAACUGGGAAGGAAGCUCUAAGGCGAUGGAAAAGGAUAUGGUAGCUAAAAUGGUCUCCAGAAAAAUGGAAGAAGGGGUGAACAUAACAAAUGUGGUUGCAGAUGAGGACACCACUACCUUUUGCCAUUUGAGAAACGUCCACAAAAACAUUACAAAGAUUAGUGAUAAAAACCAUAUAAGGAAAAUUUUCUCUUCAAAUUUGUAUGGUUUACAAUUAAAACACAGAUCACUGAGUACUAAAGUUAUUCGGUACUUAGUAAAAUGUUUUAAUUACAUGAUAUCACAAAACAAAGGGAAUCCGGUGGGAGUACAGAGAGGGUUGGAAGCACUAAGCAGACACCCUUUUGGAGAUCACAGUGCUUGCAAUGAAUCUUGGUGUUCCCAUAUCAGCAAUCCGAAACAGAAAUAUUCUGCUUUGCCAUAUGGGAAACCACUCAAGGACAGCCAUCUUCAAGAGUCCAUUCAACUUAUCUGCUCCAAGCUACUGAAGGACACUUCCAAACUUUCAAGAUUAGGAAGUACACAAGCAAAUGAAGCAUUCAACAAAUCUGUCUCCCUAAAAGCUCCUAAGAAUCAUCACUUUGGUGGAUCUGCAAGCCUCAGUUACAGAGUUUCAGCAAGUGUUGCAGAGAAAAAUGCAGGGCAGACAUAUCUGGUUGAGGUGAACAGAAGAGUUGGUCUCUCCCCAGGAAAGCACACAAGGAAAUUCUGCUAUUUGCGUGAUUCUCAAUCAAGAAAGAGAAAAGCCAUCGCAAGAACAAAGAAUGCAAAGAGGAAAAGAAUGCAACUGAAAGCCAAGAAAUGCCAGACUACAGCAUGUAAAGAGAUAAGAGAGGGGCCUACAUAUGAGUCUGGAGUUGGAAUCUCUGAUUCCAAUACUGUAGUUGAUGAAAUUCCACCACCAUCAUCUGCACCACAACCACAGAGUUUGUCAACCAAAGACAAAAAUUUUGUCUUCUUUGACCUGGAAACAACAGGACUUGCAAGAACAUCACACAUUCUGCAGGUGGCUGCCAUUUGUGGGAAGGAGACAUUUUUUUCCUAUGUAAUGCCUAAGAAGCAAAUCACACCCUCUGCCUCCACAGUUACUGGCCUAAAGCUUGAUAAUGGAACCCUCUAUCACCAUGAGAGGAAAGUCAAUGCUGUUUCAAUUUCAAGUGCACUUGGUUCUUUUUUAAGCUUUAUUGAGAAGCAAGGCAGUGUUAUUUUAGUUGGCCACAAUAUCAAAAGUUUUGAUGUUCAUGUUCUUUUUCAUGCUCUAGAUUCUUGCUCUCUGUUAGAUCGAAUGUCAAAAUGUGUACAAGGUUUUUUAGAUACCAAAUUUCUAUUCAAAAUUGUCCAUCCCAAUUUGUGUUCAUAUAGACAGGAACAUUUAUCAGAAGUGUUGUUAAAUUGUACUUACAAUGCACAUGAUGCUGUAGAGGAUGUUUCAGCUUUACAAAGGUUAUUUGACACUGUUCAUUUUUGUGAUGAUGAACAUUCAUCCUCUACAUUUACAUCUCAGUAUGCUUUGAGUGUCCAUAACUACCAGAAAGUUGUAGAUAGAAACAUUCCAUCCUUAAAAUGUUUAAUUGAUAAAAAUGUUCUGAGUGUCAGAAUGGCAAGGAAGGUGGCAGGUAGUGGCCUAGAUUUUGAUUGUCUCAGAUUAGCACAUUCUAGAAGUCCUGAUGGAAUUAACAAUCUAUUCACUGAGCAGUGUGACAACAAAUCUGUCAGAGUUACGAAGUGCAAGAAAAUUAUUGAUAUUGUUACACAGUUUUUCAUGUCUUUAAAUGAAAGUUAAAUGUCUGAUCACUACAUGCAUAAGGCCUGGAGUGUUGCAUUCCUGUAUUUUCCUAACAAACAUUGAGGUCAUACAUACAAAAUUAA
This is a messenger RNA of Saccostrea echinata, 2513 nucleotides long. RefSeq lists its product as uncharacterized. The coding region runs from base 1 to 2427 and encodes 808 amino acids. Gene Ontology annotation, molecular function: 3'-5'-DNA exonuclease activity; nucleic acid binding. Lineage: Eukaryota; Metazoa; Mollusca; Bivalvia; Ostreida; Ostreidae. Gene Ontology annotation, biological process: DNA catabolic process. The transcript is spliced from 9 exons. The record is from RefSeq and is a predicted model, not a curated record. Gene Ontology annotation, cellular component: cytoplasm.